AUGGAUCGAAGGCGUCAUGGAUUGAAGAUGUUUUGUGAAACUAUUUACUCCAGGGAAGGUGCAGACGCCAGGGAAGGUGAAGACGCCAGGGAAGGUGCAGACGCCAGGGAAGGUGAAGACGCCAGGGAAGGUGAAGACGCCAGGGAAGGUGAAGACCCCAGGGAAGGUGAAGACGCCAGGGAAGGUGAAGACGCCAGGGAAGGUGAAGACGCCAGGGAAGGUGAAGACGCCAGGGAAGGUGAAGACGCCAGGGAAGGUGAAGACGCCAGGGAAGGUGAAGACGCCAGGGAAGGUGAAGACCCCAGGGAAGGUGAAGACGCCAGGGAAGGUGAAGACCCCAGGGAAGGUGAAGACGCCAGGGAAGGUGAAGACGCCAGGGAAGGUGAAGGCGCCAGGGAAGGUGAAGACCCCAGGGAAGGUGAAGACGCCAGGGAAGGUGAAGACGCCAGGGAAGGUAAAGGCGCCAGGGAAGGUGACCCCUAUAAGGAUGUGUGA
Molecule: messenger RNA, 495 nt
Organism: Procambarus clarkii (red swamp crayfish)
Lineage: Eukaryota; Metazoa; Arthropoda; Malacostraca; Decapoda; Cambaridae
Product: high mobility group nucleosome-binding domain-containing protein 5-like
Source: RefSeq, a predicted model, not a curated record